Messenger RNA from Synchiropus splendidus (mandarinfish), 813 nucleotides. Its product is annotated as hatching enzyme 1.2-like. Gene Ontology annotation, biological process: proteolysis. Lineage: Eukaryota; Metazoa; Chordata; Actinopteri; Syngnathiformes; Callionymidae. The record is from RefSeq and is a predicted model, not a curated record. The coding region runs from base 1 to 813 and encodes 270 amino acids. Gene Ontology annotation, molecular function: metalloendopeptidase activity; zinc ion binding. The transcript is spliced from 7 exons.
AUGGCUCGCCUAUUCGUGUUCUCUGCUCUGGCUCUGCUGCUGCUGUCGGCCUGCUGCUGGGCCCAGGAGGAGGAGGACCUGUCUGUGUCUGAGCUGCUGGAGAGAGCCAACAUGAACCUGGUGCGCUCUGUGGAUGAGCCCAACCUGAGGGAGGGAGACAUCGCUGUGGACGAAGAGGCCGAGAGGAACGCUGACCCCUGCACCAGCCGUGGCUGCAAGUGGGGCAAGUCCUCUGACGGCAAGGUCUACAUCCCUUACUACAUCAACAGGCAGUUCUCCUCCCGCGAGAAGUCCAUCAUCACCCGUGGCCUGGAGUCCUUCUCCUCCUUCUCCUGCAUCCGCUUCAGACCCAGCAGAAGCAGCGACCGCGACUGGCUGAGCAUCGAGUCCCAGAACGGCUGCUGGUCCUACGUGGGGCGUCGCGGUGGCAAGCAGGUGGUCUCUCUCUCCCGCCAGGGAUGUCUCUACCACGGCACCGUCCAGCACGAGCUGCUCCACGCUCUGGGCUUCAACCAUGAGCAGACCCGCUCCGACAGAGACAACCACAUCAGAGUGCUCCUGCAGAACGUGGUGUCUGGAAUGCAGCACAACUUCAACAAGAUUGCCACUCUGAACCAGGGAACUCCCUACGACUACAACUCCGUCAUGCAGUACCACAAGUACGCCUUCUCUAAGAACAACCAGCCCACCAUGCUGCCCAUCCCGAACCCCAACGUGUCCUUCGGCAAUGCUAAGGAGAUGAGCCGCAACGACAUUGCCAGGCUCAACACCCUCUACAAGUGCUGUGAGUCUUUGGUCACACGCUCAUCCUGA